AUGAAUGUGGUGGGAAAUUAUUUACCGGAACGAUAUUUAUUUGAUCAGGCAGCCGUAUUGUUAUUGGAAGGGGCCGAAUUUUUUAGGGCACAUAAUCCUCCGAAAUAUAAAAUGGCCAUUAAAUGUUUAAAGGCAUGUUUCAAAACUCUAAUGACACAUGAAAUGACAUCAUUCGUUAAUUUUCAAAUUGGAAAAUUGUAUUUUUAUUAUACAAAGAAUAUUGAAUUAGCAAGGCAUCAUUUGGAACAAGCGUAUCAUGGAAUGAAAGAAGCAGGCGCUGAAUAUACCAAAUAUCGAAUAGAAAUAGCUUGUUCAAUUGCCGAAGUAUAUAUGCAGCUAAAAAUUUUUGAGCCAGUGAAACAGCUAUUACGGAAGGAAUCAGCGCAUUCCCGAGAUUUUCCUAGUAUUCAUGCACGUCUCCUAUUCCUGCUUGCGGAAAUCCAUGGAGCAAUGAAUGAUUGGAAUAAUGCAAGUGAAAUAGUUGAAGCUGGUGCAUCAUUAUUCAAUCAGCUCGGUGAUCCAGCUUUGGAAUGCUAUUUUCGUCUUUCAUCUGCAAUGAUUAUAUCUAUGGAUUUAAGUCGGGAAGAAGAGCUGAUGAAAAGUAUAAUGGACGUAAGUGAGAAAUUAGUAAUGCUGAAUGCUGAUAAUGCGUGUUUGGAUUAUAUCAAGGCUUUCUGCUGUACGGUCCAAAUUUGUUUCUUUAUAUCAGCUGGCUUGUUAAAAAGCACAAAAACAUGCUUACGACAAUUGCAAACAUUAGUGCAAACGAUGAAAUUAACCUACAGUGAGACAGCUCCUGCUGUAUGGCCAACUUUUGAUUGGAUGGGUAAAGAAACGUUAAUUGCGCUUACAUAUGUACUUACUGUGAUACAAAGCUUGCAAACAUGUCAAAUUGAAAGGGCUCAUAAAUAUCAUUCGAUUGCCAUGCGACAUAUCACUGAUAUGCGACGUUUAAUGGCUAAAUCAAAUUGGCCAGUAAUAAGACGUGGAGCAUUAGAUUCAUUGGCUGCAUUUGAAAUUAUAUUAUUAGAGAAUAUUUCCGCCGCACAACUGAUGCUAGCACGACCAUUGGAGACUAUAAGUGUUUUAGGUGCUAUGAUGGAUCGAAUGAGGCAAAGUACUGAUUUAUUUAGUCAUUUUGAAGCUCAAUUGCAUACACUACUGGGUAUGUAUUGCUGGUUUGUGCAUUUACCAGAUGAUGCAGAGCGACAGUUUCAGGCUGCUUUAAGGACAGCAAAAGAUACAGAAUCAUGGACUGUAGUAAACUUAAGCUUAGCCAUUCUGUAUUUGAUGACAUGUCGGGAAGCUGAUUUUUACGGAUUAUUUGAACGAAUUACACCUGGCAAGUUGCAGUCGAGUUCUUCUCUUCUGAAAGCAUCUGCUCAUUUCGUUCAUGCAUUGCACUCAUACUUACAUUCCAGGUUGCAAGAAGCUAAGAGUCAUAUAACAGAUAGUGUAACAAUCGUACGUGAUGAGGGUGUACCACGGAUACAAGCCCUUGCAACGCUUCUUUCUGCUAAACUCGUCGCUGUUGACGUGCCCGAUAUGUUAAUUGCUGCAAAUAAUUUUGCGACGAAAAGCACCGAUCAUUCAUUAGCAUUAUGGUUGAAUCAAAUCAUAUAUGAGACUCAAAUGCAAUAUGGGCACGUAGAGCAAGCGAGAAGCGUUAAAAUGAAAUUUGAUCAAAUGCAGGCGCAUAUUUCGCAAGCUAUUCAGGACGCCGUUAAUUCAUCUGCACAUUCAUUAAUUCAGUGGGAAGGUGGUACAGACAAAUUGUAA
Messenger RNA from Cercopithifilaria johnstoni, 1779 nucleotides. The record is from the annotation of a GenBank genome assembly. Lineage: Eukaryota; Metazoa; Nematoda; Chromadorea; Rhabditida; Onchocercidae.